AUGGCGAUCAAGUUUCUGGAAGUCAUCAAACCCUUCUGUGUCAUCUUGCCGGAAAUUCAGAAGCCCGAAAGAAAGAUUCAGUUUAAGGAGAAAGUGCUAUGGACCGCUAUUACCCUCUUUAUUUUCUUGGUGUGCUGCCAGAUCCCCCUGUUUGGCAUCAUGUCUUCAGAUUCUGCCGACCCUUUCUAUUGGAUAAGAGUGAUCCUAGCCUCUAAUAGAGGCACAUUGAUGGAGCUGGGUAUCUCUCCCAUUGUCACCUCUGGCCUCAUCAUGCAGCUCUUGGCUGGCGCCAAAAUAAUUGAAGUUGGUGACACCCCAAAAGACCGAGCCCUCUUUAACGGAGCCCAAAAGUUAUUUGGCAUGAUCAUUACCAUUGGCCAGUCCAUUGUGUAUGUGAUGACGGGAAUGUAUGGGGACCCUUCUGAAAUGGGUGCUGGAAUCUGCCUGUUAAUCACCAUUCAGCUCUUUGUUGCUGGCUUAAUUGUCCUGCUUUUGGAUGAACUUCUGCAAAAAGGGUAUGGCCUGGGCUCUGGAAUCUCCCUCUUUAUUGCCACUAACAUCUGUGAGACCAUCGUGUGGAAAGCGUUCAGCCCCACCACUGUCAACACUGGCCGAGGGAUGGAAUUUGAAGGUGCCAUCAUCGCACUGUUUCAUCUGCUGGCCACACGCACUGACAAGGUCCGAGCCCUUCGAGAGGCCUUCUACCGCCAGAACCUCCCCAAUCUCAUGAAUCUGAUUGCCACCAUCUUUGUCUUUGCAGUGGUCAUCUAUUUCCAGGGCUUCCGAGUGGACCUGCCCAUCAAGUCGGCACGUUACCGCGGCCAGUACAACACCUACCCUAUCAAGCUUUUCUACACCUCCAACAUCCCCAUCAUCCUGCAGUCCGCCCUGGUGUCCAACCUGUACGUCAUCUCCCAGAUGUUGUCAGCCCGCUUCAGUGGCAACCUGCUGGUCAGCCUGCUGGGCACCUGGUCUGAUACAUCUUCUGGGGGCCCAGCACGAGCUUAUCCAGUCGGUGGUCUUUGCUAUUACCUGUCCCCUCCAGAAUCUUUUGGCUCCGUGUUAGAAGACCCUGUCCAUGCCGUUGUAUACAUAGUGUUCAUGCUGGGCUCGUGUGCUUUCUUCUCCAAAACAUGGAUCGAGGUCUCGGGCUCCUCUGCCAAAGAUGUUGCAAAGCAGCUGAAGGAGCAGCAGAUGGUGAUGAGAGGCCACCGAGAGACUUCCAUGGUCCAUGAACUCAAUCGGUACAUCCCCACUGCUGCUGCCUUCGGGGGGCUGUGUAUUGGGGCCCUCUCCGUCCUGGCUGACUUCCUGGGUGCCAUCGGAUCUGGAACUGGGAUCCUGCUCGCGGUCACAAUCAUCUACCAGUACUUUGAAAUCUUUGUAAAGGAGCAGAGCGAGGUUGGCAGCAUGGGGGCCCUUCUGUUCUGA
Messenger RNA from Pipistrellus nathusii (Nathusius's pipistrelle), 1431 nucleotides. NCBI's taxonomy places the organism in Eukaryota, Metazoa, Chordata, Mammalia, Chiroptera, Vespertilionidae. The record is from the annotation of a GenBank genome assembly.